Molecule: messenger RNA, 1155 nt
Organism: Osmerus eperlanus (European smelt)
Lineage: Eukaryota; Metazoa; Chordata; Actinopteri; Osmeriformes; Osmeridae
Product: prolactin-releasing peptide receptor-like
Biological process (GO): G protein-coupled receptor signaling pathway
Cellular component (GO): neuron projection; plasma membrane
Molecular function (GO): neuropeptide Y receptor activity; neuropeptide binding
Source: RefSeq, a predicted model, not a curated record
AUGGAUGCUGUGUUCCAGAGGCCUGUCAUGGGGUCCAACGCCACAGUGUCCGCGGCCCCCGGCGCAAACCUAACGGACCCAAUGGAGCUGUUCCUCGGCUUGCAGCUGCUGCUAAGCUAUCGCCCCCUGCUGCUGCCUCUCUACUGCCUCCUGGUGGCGGUGGCGUGCGUGGGAAACGCCGUCCUGCUGGCGUGCAUCAUGGCCGACCGCAAGCUCCACAACGCCACCAACUUCUUCAUCGGCAACCUGGCGGCCGGCGACCUGCUCAUGUGCCUGUGCUGCGUGCCGCUGACGGCGUCCUACGCCUUCGAGCCGCGCGGCUGGCUGUUCGGCCGGGCGCUCUGCCACCUGGUCCCCUUGCUGCAGACGGCCACCGUGUUCGUGUCCGUGCUCUCCCUGACCGCCAUCGCCGUGGACCGCUACGUGGUGGUCGUCCACCCGGUGCGCCGGCGCAUCUCCCUGAGGGGCUGCGCCGGCGUGGCGGGGGGCCUGUGGCUGCUGUCGCUGCUGCUGGCGGCGCCGCCGUCGCUGCGCACCAGCUUCGUGGACCUGCGCCCGCGGGGCCUGGACCUGGUGGUGUGCGAGGAGUUCUGGCAGGACUGGGGCCGGCUCAGGCUGCUGUACUCGUGCUUCGUGCUGACGGCGUCCUACCUGCUCCCCCUGCUGUCGGUGAGCGCGGCCUACUGCGGCAUCACCAGCCGCCUGCGCCGACGCCGCCUGCCCGGGGGGGCGCCCUCGAGCAGCCUGCAGCGCUGGAACAGGAAGAGGAAGAAGACCUUCUUCCUGCUGGUGCUCGCCGUGGUCGCCUUCGCCUUCUGCUGGCUGCCGUUGCAGGUGCUCAACCUGUUGCUGGACGUGGACCCAGACUUCCACCUGGUGGGCAAGCGCUACGUCAACCUGCUGCAGGUGUGCUGCCACCUGCUGGCCAUGAGCUCCGCCUGCUUCAACCCCUUCAUCUACGCCUCGCUGCACAGCAAGCUCCGCGUGCGCCUCCGCGACUACCUGAGGCGCCGCGGCCAGCGCCACCGCGGCCUGCUCUCCCAGCACGGCGUCCCACCAGCACCACAACCACACCUGCCUCAGCACGGGAUCUCAGCUGAGGGUGUUGUCAUUACAACUGAUGUGCCCAAGUCACAGCCUCUAGUCCGCCGCUGA